Molecule: messenger RNA, 1094 nt
Organism: Xiphophorus couchianus (Monterrey platyfish)
Lineage: Eukaryota; Metazoa; Chordata; Actinopteri; Cyprinodontiformes; Poeciliidae
Product: E3 ubiquitin-protein ligase parkin-like
Exons: 9
Coding region: 1-981 (326 amino acids)
Biological process (GO): protein ubiquitination
Cellular component (GO): mitochondrion; cytosol
Molecular function (GO): ubiquitin-protein transferase activity; zinc ion binding
Source: RefSeq, a predicted model, not a curated record
AUGACGCUCACCUGUGGUGUGUGUAGUACCUUCUUCGUGUACUGUAAGCGCUGCUCAUCCAUCCAGUCAGGGAAACUCCGUGUUCGCUGUCGGCGCUGCAGACAGAUGACGCUGACGCUUUGCAGGGGUCCUUCCUGCUGGGAUGAUGUUCUCCUGCCUGGACGGAUUCAUGGCGUCUGUCAGUUUGAAGGUUGCCACGGCAAUGAGGCGGAGUUCUACAUGAAAUGUGCGUCUCACCCCACGUCAGAGGACGACGUCUCGGUGGCGCUGGACCUCGUCCUGUCCAACACCAGAAGCGUUCCCUGCAUCGGCUGCACCGACAUCAGGGACGUGGUUCUGGUCUUCCAGUGUUCGGACCGUCAUGUGAUCUGCCUGGACUGCUUCCAGCGCUACUGCCAGACGCGGCUCAACGAGCGGCAGUUUAUUUAUGACGCUGUGAUUGGAUACUCGUUGCCAUGUGCAGCUGGCUGUGAAAACUCUCUGAUCAGAGAGUUACAUCACUUCAGGAUCCUGGGAGACAAUCAGUACGGCCGCUACCAGCAGUACGGCGCUGAGGAGUGUCUGCUGACCGCCGGCGGCGUGCUGUGCCCCUCACCUGGCUGUGGGGCGGGGCUUCUACCACCUGAGGGCAGCAGGAAGGUGGAGUGUGACCGGCGGCUGCUGGGCUGUGGCUUCGUCUUCUGCAGGGACUGCAGGGAGGGCUUCCAUGAGGGGCCGUGCGAGGGCCCUGCGGCCCCGCCCCCAGCGGACGCCUGCCAGGGCUUCGUGGUGGAGGACGAGGCGUCUCAGAGAGGGAGGUGGGACCGGGCGUCUCUGCAGCUCAUCCAGGAGUCGACCCGGCGCUGCCCGCGCUGCCUGGUACCUGUGGAGAGGAACGGCGGCUGCAUGCACAUGCAGUGUACCCAAUGCCGAGCGGAGUGGUGCUGGCUCUGCGGCGCCCCCUGGAACAGGGAGUGCAUGGGGAACCACUGGUUUGGAUAGAUGCUGCGGCCAGGCUCCGCCCACCGCCGGGGGGGCGUGGCUCCGUCCAUCAUCGGUUCAGACUGUGGAUUUGUCCCUGAGUGUAAAUAACAGAAUAAAAUGUGAGAACCCGA